Molecule: messenger RNA, 885 nt
Organism: Diatraea saccharalis (sugarcane borer)
Lineage: Eukaryota; Metazoa; Arthropoda; Insecta; Lepidoptera; Crambidae
Source: the annotation of a GenBank genome assembly
AUGGAUGACGAUGAAAUGCAACAAUUCUCAUUGCGCUGGCAUAAUCAUCAGAACAGCGUGAUAACAGCGCUGGGCCGUAUGCUGAGUACAGGUGCCUUAGCUGAUGUCACCCUUAGCGCAAGCGGGACUUCAGUCAAGGCCCAUAGAUUGGUGUUAGCAUCCUGCAGUCAGUACUUCGCACAGCUAUUCAAGGAACUAGACACAGAUGGCAACACUGUAGUGGUGGUGUUGGGAUGCGAAGCUGCAGAACUGAGGCUGCUCCUCACGUUCAUGUACACGGGGGAAGUUACCGCAUCCAAAAGCAUCCUGCCAUCGAUGCUGAGGCUCGCACAGACGCUGAAAGUCUCGGGACUAACGGACGCAGAUACUAAUUCAACACUAAUACCGACUGACGAGCAAACAAACCUUGAACAAUCCAACUCUCCGAUCAAUCUAGAGAUCAAGAGCGACCUUAACUCCAAUUUCAUUGUGAACGACAACUCCAGUGGUAGUUCCCGCCUCGAUGACGUCACUCCAGACAAAAUCAAUCCGACCCACCAGGACUUUACGACGGUCGCGGAAAAGGACAGACUUAGUAAAUUGGACCAGAUCGUACAGAAUUUGUAUAGCACACAUAAGCUUGGGAAUCCAGCAGUGCCUGUUGUUCCACCUAGGAUUAACUUGACAGACCCACCUGAGUCGUACGACAGAAAAUGGCGGACUAACAAUUCCGUAUGCACUAUAUGCAACAAGAGAUUGAGUAAUCAGUACAACCUCCGUGUUCACAUGGAGACGCACGCGGGCAGACGGCACGCGUGCCGCGCAUGCACUCACGUGUCACGCUCCAGAGACGCACUAAGGAAACACGUCGCCUACAGGCACGCGGGCACGCAACGAGACCUAUGA